Thermothelomyces thermophilus ATCC 42464 is the source of this 2335-nucleotide messenger RNA. RefSeq lists its product as uncharacterized. Lineage: Eukaryota; Fungi; Ascomycota; Sordariomycetes; Sordariales; Chaetomiaceae. The record is from RefSeq and is a predicted model, not a curated record. Gene Ontology annotation, molecular function: GTPase activity; GTP binding; RNA binding. The coding region runs from base 1 to 1980 and encodes 659 amino acids. The transcript is spliced from 14 exons. Gene Ontology annotation, biological process: ribosomal large subunit biogenesis. Gene Ontology annotation, cellular component: nucleolus.
AUGGCCUGGAAGGAUAUCGCGCCUGUGCCUACGGCACAGGAGUUUAUCGACAUCAUCCUUUCGCGGACACAGAGGCGACUGCCGACUCAGAUCCGUCCCGGAUUCAAGAUUAGCAGAAUUAGGGCGUUUUACACCCGCAAAGUCAAAUUUACACAGGAGACAUGCAGCGAGAAAUUUGGCGCCAUCAUCUCGAGCUUCCCCGUGUUGACGGAUCAGCACCCCUUCCACCGCGAUUUGAUGAACAUCCUAUAUGAUGCCGACCACUUCAAGGUGGCCCUUGGCCAGAUCUCGACAGCGAAGCACCUGAUCGAGACAAUUUCCCGGGAUUAUGUCCGCCUCCUGAAGUACUCUCAAAGUUUGUACCAGUGCAAACAACUCAAGAGGGCUGCUUUAGGUCGUAUGGCCACCCUCAUCAAGCGGCUGAAAGACCCUCUUCUGUACCUCGACCAGGUCCGCCAGCACUUGGCCAGGUUACCCGACAUCAACCCAACAACGCGCACUCUCCUUGUCGCAGGUUUCCCUAAUGUCGGCAAGAGCUCUUUUGUCCGCUCGGUAACGCGGGCUGAUACACCAGUUGAGCCAUAUGCCUUUACAACGAAGAGUUUGUUCGUUGGUCAUCUCGACUAUAAGUAUCUUCGGUACCAAGUAAUAGAUACCCCCGGAAUUCUCGACCACCCGUUAGAAGAGAUGAACACCAUCGAGAUGCAGAGUGUCACGGCUCUCGCCCACCUCAGAGCCGCAGUCCUUUUCUUCAUUGAUAUCAGCGAACAAUGCGGCUAUUCGCUCAAGGCCCAAUGUAACCUCUUCAAGUCGAUCAAGCCGCUGUUCGCCAACAAGAUGGUCUUUAUCGUCCUGAACAAGAUGGAUAUCAAGACCUUUGAGGAGCUGGAGCCGGAAAUGCAAUCCGAGCUGCAGGACCUGACAAAGUCUGGCGACGUUGAGUUGCUGCGCGCGUCGUGUGCUACGCAGGAUGGAGUGCAGGACGUCAAGAACCAUGUUUGCGAGAGGCUGCUUGCGGAGCGGGUGUCUCAGAAGCUCAAGGCCGGUACCGCGAGCAAUGGUGCUCUUGGAUCUCGUCUCACCGAAGUCAUGGCCCGUAUCCACGUCGCCCAGCCGAUGGAUGGCGUUACCAGGGAGACUUUCAUUCCGGAAGCCGUCAAGACCCUCAAGAAGUACGACAAGAACGACCCCGAGAGGAGAGUACUGGCGAGGGACAUCGAGGAGGCCAACGGCGGUGCUGGUGUGUACAAUGUCGAUCUGCGGAAAGACUACAUCCUGGCCGACCCGUCGUGGAAGUACGAUAAGAUUCCGGAGAUCUACGAUGGAAAGAACGUCUAUGACUAUGUCGACCCGGACAUCGAGUCGAAGCUUGCGGCGCUCGAGGAGGAGGAAGAGAGGCUGGAGAAGGAAGGCUUCUACGAAUCUGACGAGGAUAUUGGCGACGAGUCCGAGGAGGAAAUCUUGCAAAAGGCCGAGUACAUUCGCGAGAAGCACAAGCUGAUCCGCAACGAAGCCAAGAUGCGCAAGUCGCUCAAGAACCGCGCUCUAAUUCCGCGCAGUAAGCAGAAGAAGCCAUUCUCCGAGCUCGAGGACCACCUCGAUCAGCUCGGUGUCGACACCGAGGCCAUUGGUCUACGGGCUCGGGCCGAGGUGCAGCCAACACGCGGGCGUUCGCUCGCGCGCAGCCGCGGCACCACUGCGGAUCCGGAUGCCAUGGACGUCGACAGCGCGCCCUCGGCCAAGGAGCGCCUCCGCUCGCUCAGCCGCGUCCGCGACCGCUCCGUCAUGGCGACCAACCGGCGCGACGACGGCAUCAAGGACGAGACUGUGCGCACCAAGGCCGAGCGCCAAGCCAAGCUCAGCCAGCGCAAGAUGAACCGCAUGGCUCGGCAGGGCGAGGCCGACAGGCAUAUCGCUGCGUCCAUGCCCAAGCACUUGUACUCUGGCAAGCGGACAAUUGGCAAGACGUCUCGUCGUUAAGCCUCGCUCCCACAAUGCGUGGCUGGUGCAGCUCGCAGUUUUUGCAUGCCUUACUAGGCCUGCGUACUACGCCAUGCUGACUUCCCUUGGGAUGUCGGGUCCCGACAACGGCUAAGCGUGAGCUUGAACGAUACGGAGCCAGGACCAUUGGCGUGAAGCGGCACGGGAUCGUUGCAGAGGGCGGUCGGUCAUGUAUGGUGGUCUACGGACAGCGCUGAGCAGGAAAAAGGGUGGACACAGAGUGGCAGAGGAGGCGAUGGGCCGCCCGAGUGACCAAUCCGUCCUUAUUCGUGUGGAUAUAUGUUUUGUGCAAUGUUUCUGGCGCUCUAGGGUUGACGAUUCUUGCGCUUGAUCG